Brassica rapa (field mustard) is the source of this 764-nucleotide messenger RNA. Its product is annotated as photosynthetic NDH subunit of subcomplex B 3, chloroplastic. Gene Ontology annotation, molecular function: 2 iron, 2 sulfur cluster binding; electron transfer activity. Gene Ontology annotation, biological process: P450-containing electron transport chain. NCBI's taxonomy places the organism in Eukaryota, Viridiplantae, Streptophyta, Magnoliopsida, Brassicales, Brassicaceae. Gene Ontology annotation, cellular component: chloroplast thylakoid membrane. The record is from RefSeq and is a predicted model, not a curated record.
GAAUUAAAAGACCCAACCCUAUUUAUUAUUCUUUUGAUUAUUUUUUAAAAAGAGAGCAAGACUAUGGGAAGUGUACAGUUGAAUGGUUCAGGCUUAGUAGCUUCUCUAUCUCAAAAUCAUAUCUUUAGCCACAAAACCAAACUUAGUAACCCCGAGUCGUCCUUCUUACGUUCAAAACACAAUGCCAGCAGAGCCAAAACUAUCCGAGCCAUAAGCACCGCACCAGCAAGCCAGCCUCCAGUCGCAGAUGAGCCGAAUGAUGAACCUCCUGCUGUGGAUUUUGCGUUCGUCCAUUCGGUGUUGCUACCUGACGGGACACCGGACGUGCAUUGGAGAAGAGCGUGCGGUGGACAGAAACUUAGAGACAUAAUGUUGGAUUCUAACAUCGAACUCUAUGGUCCUUAUAGUAAGCCCUUGUCAAACUGCGCAGGAGUAGGAACCUGCGCUACUUGCAUGGUCGAGAUUGUAAAUGGAAAGGAGCUUCUCAACCCACGAACUGACAUUGAAAAGGAGAAACUAAAAAGGAAACCAAAAAAUUGGAGACUAGCUUGUCAAACCAACGUGGGAAAUCCAGAUUCAACCGGAUUGGUCGUCAUACAACAAUUGCCAGAGUGGAAAGCUCAUGAAUGGAAUAUCCCUAAGAAUGUAGCUAUUGAUGAUCCCGAUAGCUCUGCGUAAUACGAUCUAUUAAUUUGUUAUUGUUGUUUCUAUAUUAUAAAACUAUAACGAUCGAGUUCUUAUAUAUAUGUCGAUACUUAACCAUA